AUGUCCCGAAAUGCUCUCUCACCGGAGGCACCGUCCAUACCUGUUGUAACAACAACAACAACAGCAGCAGCAGCAGCAGCAGCAAACCCAAAAUGGAACACGAAGCAACUCGGUCUCCGGCUAGGCGUGGACGUCGCCAGCGCCGCUGCCGCAGGCGCCCUGACUUGUCCCGUCAUCACGGUGAUUGAUCGCGCCAUCAUCGAAAAAGCCGCCAAGGGCCUCCCCAUCCGCACCACCAUUUCCGCCGGCUUCGCCUCCAUCCUGUCCGCCCCGCGCGCCUUCCUCGCCAGCACCCCCUUCCUCCUCAUCUAUACCCUCUACAGCGCGACCUACCUCACCGCUAACGUCAUGGAUACCCUGACCGCCACGCUGCGCGAUAAACCCGCCGAGACCGUGUUUGCCGGGCCUGCCAAGUUCCUGAGUACCACUGUUGUGAAUAUGGGGAUCUGUGUGUAUAAGGAUGCGAGGUUUGCGAGGAUCUUUGGGUCGAAGACGCCGACGCCGACGUCGCCGGCAGUGGGGACUGGCGCGGGUGCUGCUGGCGCGAGUACAUGCCAUCCGACCGCGGCGCAGGUGCCCAAGGUCUCGUACGCGCUGUUCUGUCUCCGCGACAGCAUCACCAUCUUCGCCUCGUUCAAUGUGCCGCCGCUGCUUGCCCCGCAUAUCCCCGACUCGCUGGCCGCGACGCCGCACAGCAAGGCUGCCGUCGCGCAGUUCGCGUGUCCCGCGCUCAUGCAGUUCGCCAGUACGCCGAUGCAUCUGCUCGGCCUGGAUCUGUAUAACCGGCAGCCUGUGGGGGGCCUGGGGUGGCGCGAGCGCGUGGGGAGGAUUCGCCGGGACUAUGUACCGAGUUGUUUUGCGCGCAUGGGCAAGAUUGUGCCGGCGUAUGGGGUGGGUGGGGUUGCGAAUGUGAGGUUGAGGGAAGGGAUGAUGAAGUGGUUGCAGGGUUGA
Molecule: messenger RNA, 951 nt
Organism: Aspergillus clavatus NRRL 1
Lineage: Eukaryota; Fungi; Ascomycota; Eurotiomycetes; Eurotiales; Aspergillaceae
Exons: 2
Coding region: 1-951 (316 amino acids)
Cellular component (GO): mitochondrion
Source: RefSeq, a predicted model, not a curated record